Molecule: messenger RNA, 1928 nt
Organism: Cuscuta campestris
Lineage: Eukaryota; Viridiplantae; Streptophyta; Magnoliopsida; Solanales; Convolvulaceae
Source: the annotation of a GenBank genome assembly
UAAACUGCUAAUUAAACUCAGGGUUAAGCUGAAGAAGAGAUCCACCUGUGGUUCUUCCCUAUUCUCCCUAAUAUAGCCUAUGUUAAGACCUGCCCUAACUCUAGACCCUACUAUUCUUAACAACCCAAGGACCUGCCCCCAGAUUUAAUUAAAAAUAGAGCAUUAAGUUCUUUGGAAAACAUCACUUAACAACUAUGCAGUAGACUAUAUCUAUUUAACAUAGCCAGUUUGAAAACUCUGAUUAAUAAAAACCAGGUGGGAGCCAAUUAAGUAUUAACCAGAAACUUAUAAAUUGGAAAGUCUUAAUUAAAGAAUGAAAUUAAAAAGGAGAAAAUUGCUCCCUGGUAGUUCUUCGUACGGUGCUGCACGCUAGAGUCAAGCCCCAAGCCGUCGCCGGAAUGUUGUCAUCGGACUCCAGUCGCCGUCGCCGCUGCGCAACUGCCGUCGCCGGACCUAGGGUCGGAACCCUAGGCCGGGCCUUCUCUCCCGUGCUCUGCUCUCGUGACUGCUCUCUCGUCUCUAUCCGUCCCUUUUAUAGAUGUGAAUAAUGAGUAUUUGUUUUCAAUUGGGAGAAGGUAUUUUGAGAUGGUUGAGUUCAAUUGGGUUGUUUCUCAUUCUUCCGCCAGUAGCUUGAGUUGGUUCCAAGUCUUUGCGGAGGACUAUGAUUACAGCUUCCAUAAUGAGGUAAGGAAAUCAAAGGUGGGGAUUCAAGUAGUGGAUGGGGAAGGGAACCCACUGGCGAAUGCGACAGUGACCCUAGUGAAGGGCAGGCCCAACUUCCCAUUGGGCUGCGCCAUCAACAAAAACAUCCUAAACAACAACGCCUACCAGGCCUGGUUCUUCUCCCGGUUCAAGUACACCGUCUUCGAGGACGAGAUGAAAUGGUACACCAACGAGCCCUCCCAGGGCCGCGAGGACUACUCCGUCUCCGACGCCAUGCUCCAGCUCCUCCGCACCCGCGGCGGCGGCGUCUCCGUCCGCGGCCACAACGUCUUCUGGGACGACCCCAGAUUCCAGCCCUCCUGGGUCCCCAAUCUCCCCCCCGCCCAGCUCUCCGCCGCCGCCUCCAGAAGGAUCGGCUCCGUCGUCAAGAAAUACGCCGGACAGGUCAUCCACUGGGACGUGGUCAACGAGAACCUCCACUUCAAUUUCUUCGAGGGGAAGCUCGGACCGGACGCCUCCGCGGUUUAUUACCGGCUCGCCAGCGGUUUGGACCGCAAAGCGACGCCGUUUCUGAACGACUAUAAUACGAUUGAGCAUAAGGAGGACUCGGCUUCGUCCCCGGCCAAGUACCUUGCCAAGAUCUCGCAGCUUCGGGCCCAGAGGUAUAAUGGGCCUCUGGGGAUUGGGCUGGAGGCCCAUUUCGAUGUCCCGGACUUGGCUUACGUCCGGUCCGCUAUCGAUACGCUUGCCAGCGCGAAGCUGCCCAUUUGGAUCACGGAGUUGGACGUUUCGCCGCGGCCCAACCAGGCCCAGAUACUGGGACAGGUACUAAACGAGGUCGUUUCGCAUCCGGCGGUGCAGGGCGUCGUGAUAUGGUCGGCGUGGAAACCGGGCGGGUGUUACAAAAUGUGUUUGACCGACAACAGUUUCAAGAACCUGCCCACCGGAGACGUCGUCGACGGCGUCCUGAGAGCAAUGAGCAGCCAGGGUUUGGCCGGCACCACCGCCGCCGACGGCUACUUUGAGGCUUCGCUCUUUCACGGCGAUUACCAGGUGAUGGUGGAGCACCCGUCUCUGGAGAAACCAACGGUGCAUCGGCUGGAGGUGGCGCCGACGGACGCCGCCGCGGAGACCCAAAGGAUGAUUAACUUCAAAUUAUCUGUCCCUGUCUAGCUGAUCUGAUGGAUGGUCGACGAUGAUCUUCAUUCAUAUUGUUUUAUUUUACUUAAGCCUGAUUAGUUUUUAAAUAUAGUUCAUAGGUCUUC